AUGAGAGUCAUCAACACCCAAACUGGAAGGUUGGAGACUCACAUCAAGCAUGCUAGUAUCGAUAGAACAAGCAGUUCUGAGCUCACCGAGGCCAUUAAUUCAAUGUACCGAUGGCAUCGUGAGGCAUCAGUAUGCUACGCCUAUCUCACCGAUGUGCCUACGGCAGCAGAAGCGGGAUCCUUCACCUUAAAGGGGUCCAUUCGGAAUCGAGACGAGAAGUGGCACUGGCAACCUUCGGAUAAAUUUUGCAAGAGUCGAUGGUUUACCUGUGCCUGGACGCUUCAACCGCUUAUUGCGCCUCACGCAGUGGAGUUUUACGCCUUAGAUUGGACAGAGAUUGGCACCCGGGCCUCCCUAACAGAGGUGCUUUGCGACAUUACGGGAAUAGACCAGCGCGUGUUGAGCGGGGCCCCCGUCGAUAUGUAA
Messenger RNA from Parascedosporium putredinis, 426 nucleotides. NCBI's taxonomy places the organism in Eukaryota, Fungi, Ascomycota, Sordariomycetes, Microascales, Microascaceae. The record is from the annotation of a GenBank genome assembly.